AUGGGGACGCCCCGGAACAAGAGAAAUCAGGACCGGUACUGUGCCUUCCACCGUGACGUCGGACAUGACACGAAAGGGUGCUGGGCACUGCAAAAAGAGAUCGAGAAUCUGACCCAGCGCGGUUUCUUGGGGCAAUUCGUGCGGCAACGUCGACCGGGCCAGGAGCCGGGGCGCACCUACCGUGGAGACAGGGAUGAGGGCCAGCGUCGCCACCGCCCUGAGCGGCGUGACGUUCCUCGGGGCAACUCCCCCGACCAGGACACCCAGAACUUAGCGAGGGUGAUAAACACCAUCGCUGGGGGCCCCACGGGGGGGGACAGCAAUGCAGCUCGGAAGAAUAGGCGACCUUCCCCCGAGGGGGAUGAUUUCCUGAAGCGCUUGCGCAUGGAUGAGGAGAUCACCUUCGGACCAGGGGAUGCGGUUCCCCAGGCGUCUGGAAACCACGAGGCCAUCGUAAUAGACGUCGUGGUCAAUAACUAUCGGGUGAAGAAGGUGUACGUCGACCAAGGGAGUGCGGUGGACAUCCUGUUUUAUCGGGUGUUCAAGGAGCUCGGCUUAGAGGAUGGACAGUUGACCCCGGUUUGGACACCCCUGGUGGGUUUCACCGGACCGCCCAUCAACCCGGAGGGGAUGAUCACCCUGAUGGUCACGGUAGGGCAGGCGCCCAAAUGCCGGACCAUCCCUGUCAACUUCGUGGUGGUCAAGCAGCAAUCCCCGUACAACAUAUUCUUGGGUCGGCCGGCCUUGAACGCCCUCCGAGCUAUUCCCUCUUCGCUCCACCUCAGCGUUAAAUUCUUCACCCCGGGAGGAAUAGCCGAGGUGCAUGGGGAUCCCGCGGUGGCCAGAGCUCGCUACUUGGCCAUGCUCCGGGGACAGGAGAAGGUGGUCGCCCAGACGACCAGUUUGGAGCCCUAUAUUUCGGGGGAGGAGGCUCGGCAGUUGGGCACCCAGGAGAGGUCGAGGAGUUCCCCUUGA
This is a messenger RNA of Coffea eugenioides, 975 nucleotides long. RefSeq lists its product as uncharacterized. The record is from RefSeq and is a predicted model, not a curated record. Lineage: Eukaryota; Viridiplantae; Streptophyta; Magnoliopsida; Gentianales; Rubiaceae. The transcript has a single exon. The coding region runs from base 1 to 975 and encodes 324 amino acids.